Messenger RNA from Pimephales promelas (fathead minnow), 1150 nucleotides. NCBI's taxonomy places the organism in Eukaryota, Metazoa, Chordata, Actinopteri, Cypriniformes, Leuciscidae. The record is from RefSeq and is a predicted model, not a curated record.
AAGUCCCACACGCUGUCAACAACACAAACACGUGCUUCCAGUAACUACAGGCUACAUAACGUCAUCUACGUUGUUUUAUUUUUUAUUUAACGUUAAUAGUUCGAUUUUCUAAAGUAGUCAUGCAGUUGUGUGGAGUUUGCAGCGAACAUGUUCCUAAAUACAGAUGUCCGGCCUGCAGAAUCAGAUAUUGUUCAGUGAGUUGCUUUAAAAGACACAAGGAUGAUGAUUCAUGUCACCCAAUUAAAGAGCCCGAUCCAGCCUCCAGCACCCCGACCCCAGUGCGCAGCGCCGAACAGCCGUGGGUUGUUGAGGAUCUCCUUGAUGAAGACAGCCAGACAGACAAAGUGCCGUUACAGAAACUUCAGCAGCUCGGAGAUUCAGAGGCGCUGAAGGAUCUGUUGAGGAAUCCUCAUCUCCGACAGCUGAUGAUGGCAGUGGACUCGGCCGGAGAUAAAGCCAAAGCCAUGAAAGACGCCAUGCAGGAGCCGCUGUUCGUGGAGUUUGCGGAUCAGUGCUUAAAAAUUAUUGAACCUACGCAAACAGACAGUGUCGAUGACGGAUACUGAUUUCAUUGAACUCUUAAUGAGAAACACACAUCAUGACAGUCCAUUGGGUUUUGUUUCAAACAAUCUGAGUGAUUUACACUUAUGUCUGAUAAACAUACUCAAAUAGCUCAAAUGAAAUUUGUUGCAUUAGCAUGUUUCUCAACAUAUUACUGAGCCUUUGUGUUGUCACACAUGCACUAUUGCAUCCAGUCGUUUAUAACACGUCAUGCAUUUUAUAAUAAAUGUAAAAAGACACCAAAAACAGAACGUCUGUAAUGAUUUUUAUUUGAAUCAUCAAAGUUUGACAAAGUGUUUUAUUGGUUUGUUAAAGCAGUUCCUGAGCACAAACAAUAAACAGGUUUUGUUGAUUAAUGCCCUGAGAUUAGAAAUAUUGAUUAUUUUUGGUAAUCAUUGCAUAUAUUUCCUAUUCAAAAACACCUAUGGAAUGUUGUGUAGUCGAUUUGCUAAAUAAUCUGAACUAUAAAUACAUAUGCAAAUAGUACAUUAAUUCAGUGUGCUUUGGUAAGAGCAUUAACAGCAAUGCCGAAACUACAGCUUUUCCCAGUAUUUUAUGAAUAAAGAAUAAAUAUAUCAUGCAAAGUGUA